This is a messenger RNA of Bufo bufo (common toad), 4034 nucleotides long. RefSeq names its product mitogen-activated protein kinase kinase kinase 14 (gene MAP3K14). The transcript has 16 exons. The record is from RefSeq and is a predicted model, not a curated record. Gene Ontology annotation, biological process: protein phosphorylation; positive regulation of canonical NF-kappaB signal transduction. Gene Ontology annotation, molecular function: ATP binding; protein kinase activity. Lineage: Eukaryota; Metazoa; Chordata; Amphibia; Anura; Bufonidae. Bases 163 to 2733 code for a protein of 856 amino acids.
UUAAACUCUGGCAGUAUGCAGACCAGAAAGGGGGUGGGAGGGACAAGAGUAUAGACUGGAAGCAUGUAUAGAGUGUGAAGAGUCUCAGAAACAGGCAAGUGUCAAAUUCAAGGAGAGAAAAGACAAAGGAUCAAAAACAGAAGCUGGUUAUAGAAAACAAACAUGGCCAUAGACUGCCAUGACGGUCAAACGACAGUCUCCUCCAAGACCCCUGUGCACUCUCUCAAGCUCAUUAAGCCUCUUGAGUCGGUAGAUAAGAAAGCAGUUGAAGCAGGAAUACCCAAAGCUCUUCUCCAGAAUAAGGAUGGACACUGGGCCAAACUACUGCUGAAGGGAACAGCCACCGAGACUAAAGACAGCUCUGCCCUGGGAAUCUCCAUCAUAGCACAACCUGAAUGUGAGAAUAAUCAAGAAAUUUGCCCAACUUCCCAGGAAGGUCCUCUGUACAUCACAGACUCCAAGCAGUACAGUUUAACCGAAUGCAAUGAGCAUAUUCCAAAUAAUGUGGUAAAUGCAACAGAAGGCAAAUUGGCACAGCCACCACGAUUUCCAAAGAGCAAGAAAAAGAGGCGGAAAAGAAGUGUUAAGAAUAACAAUGCCACCACAGCUAUAAGAAGCCAGACCACCCCAGAGCAGGAGACACGCACACCGAUACCUGUACAGGAUGAAGAAUCUCAGUCAAAACAAUGGCAUACAAGUAGCAUCAAACCAACUAAUGAAAACAUUCAGUACCCGCCUCCAAACUCACAACCCUAUGCUUAUGACAACCUAAAAGUGCUCCACAAGCUUAUCAGUCCAUGUCAAUGCAUCUACCAUGUGGGUGCUGGAAAGCUUCAGCCUCCAUCAAAUCUAUUACUUGAUCAAUCAUCUAAAAUUAUUACUGCUUUGGGGACUGAUGAUUAUGAAAAAUUUAACCUACAGAGGGGUUCCUUCAAGUUCUCCAACUCCUUUACAGACUCAAAAACCCAAUCUGUGGAAGAGGGGGUAUUGUUUGCUCUUAAGGAUAGUGUAAGCUUUGGAGAACCCUACAACUUGUGCACAUUAGCCAAAUCCUGGAAGAAAGAUGAUUAUGAUCAUGAACAGUUGGUCAACGAAGGGAUCCUACUGAACAAGGGUCUCAAGACGCAAGAUUAUGAAUACAAAACAAAUAUCCAUUGGACAAAAAGUGAAGAGGUGCUGGGCAGUGGAGCAUUUGGAGAUGUGUUCUUAGGAAAGGACAAAGAAACUGGUUUUAAAUUUGCAGCUAAAACAAUUAAUGUCGACAGAUUUCGAUCUGAGGAGCUGACCUGCUGCCUAGCUGUCAAUUCUGAAAAAAUAAUCCCAGUGUACGGGGCUGUCCGAGAAGGAUCCUGGAUCACUGUGUUUAUAAAGCACAUGGAGGGUGGAUCUCUGGGCCAGCUAAUCAAAAGAAGUGGCUUCUUAGCAGAGGACUGGGCCCUAUAUUACACAGGGCAAGUACUGCAAGGGCUAAAACACCUUCACGCUGCCAAUAUAGUGCAUGGAGACAUAAAAGCUGACAAUGUACUUCUGUCAGAUCAUGGCAAAACUGCAUACUUGUGUGAUUUCGGGCAUGCAGCACAUCUCCCUUCUGGUGGUUGUAAGAUACGGCUACUGACAGGUGACUAUGUCCCAGGUACUGAAACACACAUGGCCCCCGAAAUCGUGCGUGGGGAGCCUUGUGACACAAAAUUAGAUGUGUGGAGUGCAUGUUGCAUGUUUCUUCACAUGCUAAAUGGCUGGCAUCCGUGGAGCCGCACACACAAAGCACCCUUAUGUCUGAAGAUUGCAACAGAACCACCACCUUUGCAAGAAAUCCCCCCUAACUGUCAACAUCUAACCCAAAAUCUUAUAGUAGAUGGACUACGGAAGGAUCCUAGUAACAGAGCAGAUGCAGUGGAUCUCAUUCACAAAGUAGACAUUGCACUUCAAAAAAUUGGAGGUCUGAAAUCACCAUAUAAUUCAGAAUACAGAGAACCUCGAAUAUUCCCCCCUAUAUACACAGAUGUCCCAGUUGUCCCAGGUUCUCAGCUAAAGGCUUAUCAUGAAGAAGCCGUGGCUGUUCAGAGCCGUGGUAUGCAGCAGAUAACAGAAGAUGCUUCUUUGACGAGUCAGAAAAGUGUUGGACAAGCGAGGAGAUCAUGUGAAGUGGAGAUUGAACGUCUAGAACGAGAUCUUUACAUGGACAACCUAUCUCAACCCUACUUUCUUGAGGAACAUGAACAAAUGUUUCUGAGUGAGCAAAGUUUGGAGCCUCUGCACAGCCGCAAGGAUUCCAUUACAACUUUGGACACUAAAAGUUCUGGGAUUCAUUCCUGGGACAGCCAGAUGGAGCCCUGGAGCUUACAAAGUGAUUCAUUCUUCAGUGGAGGAAACACGGCUACACCCAGUUGGUUCAAUGGGGUAAAAGUUCAUCUUCAAUCCUUCAGUGGGGAGAUCCUGUAUAUCUGGGAGUCUGGCAGGACUAAACUAGGAGACCUGGCGGUUGGAAUAAGCAGUCAGAUUCCUAUAGAAUCCUUCACCAUAGUGAACUCAAAAGGAACCCCCAUCCCUCAUAACACAGACAUCUCAGACUGUGGAACUGAGCUACAGGUCUCCCUAGCCCUUGAUCGUGAAAGGUGGCUCUGGAGAGUGAAAAAAGGGAAAAUAGAAGAAGGGAAAACAGGGGAGGUAUACACAGGUGGAGGGACAGAUGCCCCAACUUUUGUGGACCCCAGAGUGCUCUCUUUGACUUAGAGGUUUCUAAACUCCUACAAAUGUGCCUUAUUGAUUGUCAAGUCUGGAGUUCUAUCUGAUCUCAUAAGAAGGACACAAAAGGGAUCAUGUUGUAGUAAUAAUAUUUUCAAGAAGAAAAUAUAUUUUUUCACAAUUAUAAUUGUGUGUGAAAUUGUCAGAAAAUUAUAUAGGUUUCAUUAUAGCCUUAACCUAUUUUUUGGCUUCCAAAAGGCUAUCCAACCAACCAGUCAACCAAUAAACCAAACAAUCAAUAGACCAACCACAAUUGUCCAGAUAAUACAGUGGUUUGAGAUACAGUGUUGAUUUGGUUCUUCAUGAUGGUAAAAUAUUGGGUUUUCAUGUGGUAGGCAGCCGAUGGAUAGCAUUUUUGUGGGGCUUACACAAGCAUUAAAAGCACAACCCAAUCAGCCAGUGCAUUAAGGCAAAUUUUAGAUGGAUGUUCCUCAGAUGUGAUAGCUUUUCCUGCACAAGACACUUUUUCUAUAUGUUAAAAAGGUUAUGUUCCAGAGUUUUUCAGGAACUUGGAGGGGGGUCUUGACAGGUGAAGAAAGGGAUAAUAUGUACUGUAGCCUUAGACCACCAGACCCCUUAAUGCUACAUACACACAAAUUACUUGUGUGUUAAAAGAUGUUGGUCAUUUUCUUCAUUGUGCUUGUGCACAGACACUGUAGUGAUGUACAUAGAAGAAAAGGGGCUAUAGCGAAGAUAAAAAUGGGUUUUCAAGUAUGGUGUGCCAAGAUUACCAUCCAAGACAGUAGGGCUCCUUCCCCUUGGGGAAAAUUCCCCACCCAACAAUACAGUUCUGCUGGAGAGACUUGUUCUGCACAGCUUCUCUCCACUCAUUACAAAAGAGAAUGGAACCACCCAAGAGCCCCAAAGAAGCUGCAUGGUCUGCUUCUAUGGAUGGUAUAUACCCGCUUGGCCGCAACAAACAUUAUUCACCUCAUUUGCUUAUACUAACAGUACAGGUUAGAAAAAGUUCUGCACAUUAAUAAAUAUGCAUACAAACCAACCAACAGUGGAUUCGCCAAAUCAUUGAAACAGACCAGAUACCCACACAAUGGGAGGGGUUUGUAAGAUCAAUAAAUAGUAAUAAUACUUUAGCCUACUUCAGUAAGGAAGAGAGAAAUCUCUACCUACAACAUGGCUGCCUUUGAUAUGUGCAAGUAAAAAGUUCCCUACGAGGGCCACAACCUGUUAGGCCCCUUUCACACGGGCGAGAAUUCCGUGCGGGUGCAAUGUGUGAAGUGAACGCAUUGCACCCUCACUGAAUCCGGACCCAUUCACUUCAAUGAGCUGUG